Molecule: messenger RNA, 237 nt
Organism: Halteromyces radiatus
Lineage: Eukaryota; Fungi; Mucoromycota; Mucoromycetes; Mucorales; Cunninghamellaceae
Product: copper fist DNA binding domain-containing protein
Exons: 2
Biological process (GO): intracellular copper ion homeostasis; intracellular iron ion homeostasis; positive regulation of transcription by RNA polymerase II
Cellular component (GO): nucleus
Molecular function (GO): RNA polymerase II cis-regulatory region sequence-specific DNA binding; copper ion binding; DNA-binding transcription factor activity, RNA polymerase II-specific
Source: RefSeq, a predicted model, not a curated record
AUAUCCAUGCUCAUCAACGGAGUAAAGUUUGCUUGUACGACAUGUAUCAAGGGUCAUCGAGCAUCCAAUUGUAAACAUACUGAUCGUCCUUUAUUUGAAAUCAGGAAAAAAGGAAGACCUGUGAGUCAAUGUCCACUUUGUAGAGAUCUUCGGAAAACAAAGCAAUUACAUAUCAAAUGUAUCUGUAACAAAAAGAGUAAAGGUAAUCAUGAUGAUAUGAUGGUCGAUUAUAUGUGA